Messenger RNA from Conger conger (European conger), 2389 nucleotides. It is a transcript of the gene tollip, whose product is annotated as toll interacting protein. Gene Ontology annotation, cellular component: cytoplasm. Lineage: Eukaryota; Metazoa; Chordata; Actinopteri; Anguilliformes; Congridae. Gene Ontology annotation, biological process: ubiquitin-dependent protein catabolic process. The record is from RefSeq and is a predicted model, not a curated record. Gene Ontology annotation, molecular function: ubiquitin conjugating enzyme binding; ubiquitin binding. The transcript has 6 exons. Bases 552 to 1382 code for a protein of 276 amino acids.
UUAAUGGAAAGACGCUAAGUGUAUUUCUUUGAGAAAACAUCACAAGUUGGUAUUAUGAAUUUAAUUUACGGCCACUUUUGUAAUCUUAAUGCAGUCACAAAAACUUAGAAGAUAGGAACUGUGGCUACGUAACUUGUGGGCGCUGUUUAUAAUGCACUGAUGCCAAAUGUCCUUAGGAGGAGCGCCUGAAACUGACGCCAUUUUGGCUCAUAUGUAGUUAGUAUUUGACAAUGCAGAGCCAAAAUGGCAUAAAAUAAAACAGUCAUAUUAGAAAGUUUAAGCAACCUCGGCGACUGUCUGCCAGAGUAACAUCACAGUAGCUGGCUAACUGAAGUCCCUUGCUAACGUUCGCUAGUUAGCUAACUGGGCAGUCGUGAGUUGAGGUAUAAUCAGCUGACAAGGAAAUAAGGAAGAGUACUGUUACGAACGUUAGUAAGGCGGUACAACGGCGACUGAUUUAACACGCUAGAAUUUUCUCCGUCUCCCUGUUCCUAGCGCAUAACUUCGAACAAAUCUCUUCCUCAGCUGCUCUGAAACACCCAAUUCUACAAAUGGCAACGAGGAUCAGCACGCAGCGGGGCCAGGUGUUUAUCGGUGAGCUGCCCCAGGACUUCCUGCGCAUCCUGCCCACCCAGCAGCAGCAGCAGGUGCAGCUGGACGCCCAAACUGCGCAGCAGCUGCAAUACGGAGGCAGCAUGGGCACUGUGGGCCGGCUCAGCAUCACCGUUGUGCAGGCCAAGCUGGCGAAGAACUAUGGCAUGACCCGCAUGGACCCGUACUGCCGUGUUCGACUGGGCUAUGCCGUCUACGAAACGCCCACCGCCCACAACGGCGCCAAAAACCCUCGCUGGAACAAGGUGAUCCAGUGCACUGUCCCGCCCGGUGUGGAUUCCUUCUACCUGGAGAUUUUCGAUGAGAGGGCGUUCUCCAUGGAUGACCGCAUCGCCUGGACACACAUCACUAUCCCUGAAGGCCUGAAGGAGGGCAGCGUGGUGGAUGAGUGGUACAGCCUGAGCGGAAGGCAGGGGGAUGACAAGGAGGGCAUGAUCAACCUGGUCAUGUCCAUUGCUUCUAUGCCAGCUGGCAUGCUGAUGCAGCCUCAGCCAGUGGUCCUCAUGCCCACGGUGUACCAGCAAGGAGUUGGAUAUGUGCCUAUUGCAGGUGUGCCCACAGUGUAUAACCAGGGCAUGGUUCCCAUGGGAAUGCCUACCGCUCCUGCCCCUGUGUCACGUGGCGCCCUCUGCAGCGAGGAGGACCUCAAGGCACUGCAAGACAUGUUCCCCAAUCUUGACAGAGAGGUGAUACGCACAGUGAUUGAGGCACAGCAGGGGAAUAAGGACGCCGCAAUCAACUCUCUUCUUCAGAUGACGGAGGAGCUGUAACAGACCACUUUAAAUCACCCUGUAAAUAUCUAUACUGUAUAUGUGUAAGCUGUACCUGCAUCAGUGAGCGUUUGACAUAUAUCUAUAUCAAUUCCAUUCUAAAUGUUUAAAGGAUUAUAAUUUAUUUGAAAACGAUAAAGGAGAUUUUGUAAUACAGGGUUCUAAUAGAAGCAUUUAUCAGAGACCGAAUUUAAUAGGGCAAUGUUGUGUGUAAACGGAAUAGAAAGUCGGGGGUGGAGGGGAAAUAGAUUUUAGCCAUUGACACAUGUGGAUGUAUGAACCACUUAGCUCAUGUUGCCAUUAAAUUGCGCUGGCUAUUGUAUUGAAAUGUUUUUCAAUUGUAACCUGUUUCUUUUUUUUGUACCUGUGUCCAGUUAGAUUUGGGCUGAUUCCAACCAAAAUGUGUAAUGCUGCCUCUAAGAUCUGUAAUAUGACAGGGCUCACUAGUACACAGACAGACAGGAAAGUUCAGACAUGCGAAAGUGAUGUCUAUGCAGUAUGAGGAUAUUGCCGUCUGCCAAAGGUGAUAAAAUAGAAUUAAUUUCCAUAUAUCUGGUGCAUCCAUUUUGGUGUAGGUAAAAACACCAUUAUUAUAAUAAUAAUAAUAAUUAUAAUUAUAAUAAUUAUAAUAAUUAUAAUAAUUAUAAUAAUUAUUAUUGUUAUUAUUAUUCAUUCCGUUUUUUCCUCAAUUCAUAAUGUAUGUGUUCUGGGGUAAUUACUGUAGUCAAGCAUGGGAAGUAAUUCGUAAAUAUUUUGGUUCAGUACUAUCAUUUGGCUCACCUGAUUUUGGAAACCGAAAAAAGCAGCAGCUACUUCGGUCUGGCAAAAAAAUGCAGUUGCCCUAAAAAGCUAUGAAUCUAUGUUAACUUCCAACAGUGUCAAUUUUCAUUGAAAAGAUUCUGCUGAUAAAUGAUCAGAAAUUUUUAUUUGUUUUCAAAAAAUAUGGGAUGUGGCAUGAGUACCGAUUUUCUUAUUGUUUCUCAGCUAAAAUAAAAGUUGUUCAAGCA